Messenger RNA from Eubalaena glacialis (North Atlantic right whale), 1008 nucleotides. RefSeq names its product host cell factor C1 regulator 1 (gene HCFC1R1). The transcript has 4 exons. The record is from RefSeq and is a predicted model, not a curated record. NCBI's taxonomy places the organism in Eukaryota, Metazoa, Chordata, Mammalia, Artiodactyla, Balaenidae. Bases 359 to 775 code for a protein of 138 amino acids.
UCACGAGACCGGAAGUGCUGGCGAGCGCCUCCCUUUCGCGGCACGUCACCUACCCAACACCGCUGGGCGGCCCGGCGUGAAGGCGGCCGCCGCGUAACCCGAGUCCCAGGAGCGGAGGUGACCACCGAGAAGGUCCCAACACUAAGUGGCGCCCUCCUCAACGCCACUACACCAGGUCCCCUCCCCUACCCCGCUGAACCGACCCGCUUUCCAGUCGCGUGCCGUCCGUCUUCCGCGCCUGCGUGGAACCUGGCCGCGCGCGCGCCUAAAGCCACGCCCCACGCGUUGGACACGCCCUCGGAGGCUCCGCCCCUGUCGCCCGGAUCCCACCCCUCUGCUCGCAGGACCCCGAACCCCAAUGAUCCUGCAGCAACCCCUGGAGCGAGGCCCCCAGGGUCGGGCCCAGCGCGACCCGCGGGCCGUCUCAGGGGCGUCCCGAGGCCUGGACGCGAGCUCCCCUCUCCGAGGAGCUGUGCCCAUGAGCACCAAGCGUCGCCUGGAGGAGGAGCAGGAGCCCCUGCGCAAGCAGUUCCUGUCUGAGGAGAACAUGGUCACCCACUUCUCUCGACUUUGCCUGCACAAUGACCACCCUUACUGCAGCCCCUCCAUGGCUUUCCCCCCAGCUCUGCCCCCACUCAGAAGCCCUUGCUCUGAGCUGCUUCUCUGGCGCUACCCUGGGAACCUGAUCCCUGAGGCGCUCCGGUUGCUGAGGCUGGGGGACACCCCCACCCCCCACUACUCUGCAACCCCAUCUGGGGACAUAAUGGAGCUCUGAGUGCUGGGGGGCAGUGCCCCUGCCCACCUUCCUUCUUCCCCACAACAGGGGAGGCCAGCACUCCCACAAAGGGACCAGCUGCCCUGCUUUUCCUCCAGACCAGGCCUCUGGGCACCAGGACCUUCCCCCAACAGAGGACACUGAGCCCCACGGAGCCCUGGGGUGGGAGGGGCAGGAGCAUGGGAAGGGAGCCGUCCCCUCCCCAGAGAACUGAAUAAAGAUUGCUGAGCAAA